Messenger RNA from Tremella mesenterica DSM 1558, 2490 nucleotides. RefSeq lists its product as uncharacterized. NCBI's taxonomy places the organism in Eukaryota, Fungi, Basidiomycota, Tremellomycetes, Tremellales, Tremellaceae. The transcript has 2 exons. Bases 1 to 2490 code for a protein of 829 amino acids. The record is from RefSeq and is a predicted model, not a curated record.
AUGGCUUGUGUCGCAACACCCACAAAAACAGUCUACGAAACUACCCAAAUACCCUCUAUAACAUCUUAUUCCACUACCUUUCUCUCAACUUUUCUCGGCGCACCUACCGUAUCGUAUUCAACCUUGGCCACUUCGAAAUGUGACGCUUUCGGAUUAGCUUGUGUUCCCACUUCCACACUCCAGCCAUAUACCGUAACUCCCACCGAAACCAGAACUGUACCUACAAUUAUAACCACCAGUACUUUGGUCACUUCUCUCGUACCUGUCUCUACACAAUGGUCCACUUGUCCACCUGGUGCAGAUGACGUGACGCAUUCUUCAAGUCAAUCGACUUUAGGCUUUGCACAAUUUUCAGGAGCGGUGACUAUGCCUUCUUCUUCCUCUUCUCCCAUACCAUCUCCCACCAAUCCGGCCGGUCCAGACACCACCAACACUCCUAAAGCAGGUAUCAGUUCUAUUCAACCAGUCCAAAAUAUCCAAUCGAACCCGGCAAGUGAGAUAAGUGUAGGGAGUGGAAGUACGACACAAGGACAAGGACAAGGACAAGAGAUCGUCUCUGGUACUGAAACAAUCACCGCUACAACCUCUAAUUCUCAUUCGUCUGUUCCGGCAAACGGAGGUAGUGGUGGAAGUUCAGGAAAUGGAGGAAAUGGAUCAGGAGCUGAUAAAGUCGGAAGUCAUAAAUCUACCAAUGGGGCAGUGAUAACAGGUACGAUAGUAGGAGUUUUCGUUUUGUUAGCAUUGGGAAGUUUCUUGUUCAUCACGUUGAGAAGAUAUUGUAAGAGAAGAGAGAGAGAAGCACAGACUUGGGGUGAUGAAUAUUGGGAAAGAAGAUUUCAAGAGUUGGAAGCGGAGGGAGGUGAGGGGUUGGAUGGAGAGGAAGGUCAUGAAGGAAAUGAGAGGAGAAGAAGUCGAAUGGUCGAGAAUGGGCAAGGGGAUGGCACGGAGAAGAUUGAUUUGGAGAAAGAAGAUGGUUGGAUGAAUCUUCCACCUAAGAAAUUGAGGCUCACUCUCGAUCUCAAAUCUAAAGAUCUCCCUUCUCGUCCACCUUCCACACUCUCAAUGAUUUCUUCAUUCUUCAAAUUCCGUCCUUUGCCUUCUCCAUCCACCACUGCUCAAAUAGCCCCUAUUCCCGUCCCAUCACGUCGUACGAAAAAAGGUAUAAACUUUUCACGUCCUCUUCGACGUAUAUCCGUAUCUACAACUGCUUCCCGUACUUCUGGUAAAUCUGGUCGAUCAAAUAAAUCGAAAAGUACUUUGGGGCGAUUAAGUCAAUUUAUCAAUAUCCCGGGAUUCCCUCCUCUGCCAAGUGAGAACAACGUUGAAUCGGGAGAAAUGCAAGAAAUGAGACAAAGGGAUAAUAAUGGAUUAAAUUGGAUGGGAUGGUCAGAAGAUGAUAAAUCUAGAGAUUUGGUAGGAAUUGGAAAUGGAGGUAGAUAUGAAGAAGGAGGUGGAUUUGGAAAAAGAGCAAAUGAACGUGAUGAAGAUGAGGAAGGAGAUGAAGGUAGAAGAGGAAUGGAAUGGGUUAAAACUAUAUUCGAUCCUGAUGCUGAAGAUUUACCUUCGGCUGUUAUAGCGGCUACUGUUAAUUCCGUUGGUAUGGGAGGAUUAAGACCACCACCAAGACAAAAUAGUCCACCUUCGACAUUAUAUCAGGAUCCACGAGAAACGAGACGAAAUCAAGUAGAAGCAAAGGAAAAGGAAAAGGAGAGGGAGAAAAGAAAUUCAUUAAAUUCUCAAUCUAAUAUUCGACAACUCACUCCUCCUAAACCUCAUCAAAUUGAAUCAUCGUCAUCUUCAUCUUCUGGUGAAUCAUCAAAGAAAAGAUUAUCGAAAGAAAAACAAAAUCUGAACAAGAAAACACAUCGACCACCAGAUUUAAGUUUAAGUAAAGACGCACUUAAUCCAAGUUUAUGGAUGGAUGAUGAUGUUCUCGCACUUGCCAAUACACCCACGGCCACAGUUGAAGUUUCACAUUUUUCACCAGAAACAACUCGAUCAAGUUUCAGUUCGGUAAUGGUUCCAGUCAUGGCGUAUUCUCAACCUGGAAAAAGAAAAAGUCGAGAGAUACAUGAAGAUGUUUAUGGAGGUUUAGCAAGAGAACAAAGUAUGAAAGUAUUUUCUAAAAAUACGAAAGCGAGUCAAACACGAUCAGAAGAUAACCACUUUAGAAAAUCAGACGAUACUGGAAUUAAUGGCAUGACUUCUCGGAGCUCCGACAUGUCGAAUGCAGGGUUAGAAAGAUCAGAAUCAUCGGUUUCAGGAAUGGCGGAUGUCGCGACUUUAGGUAAAAGUGUUACGGGUAGUUGGAGAAGUGUCAGUACUGAAGUUAGUAAGAAGGAUAAUACGAGUAAUGAAACGGGAAGAAGUAUGACGAAUAUUGGGGAAAAUGAGAAAUGGUCAAAAUCUAGAUCAGCGGUAACACCAGUUUUACCAAAUAUACCAAUAGCAGGAGGAAGUUUGAUGUCUGGUGAUUGGCCUUCUUCAUAG